Asparagus officinalis (garden asparagus) is the source of this 408-nucleotide messenger RNA. RefSeq lists its product as uncharacterized. Lineage: Eukaryota; Viridiplantae; Streptophyta; Magnoliopsida; Asparagales; Asparagaceae. The record is from RefSeq and is a predicted model, not a curated record. The coding region runs from base 1 to 408 and encodes 135 amino acids. The transcript has 3 exons.
AUGGUCCUAGGAAGAUGUGCUAAAGAGCCCUUAGACUAUUGGUCUAUAACUACUAAGUGUGGGACACUCAAGGAGAUAGAAGUCAUAGAGGCCAUUAUGUCUGGCUUAAAACUCAUACUAGAACAGAAUAAGUUAACCGGUCCUAACUACAAAGACUGGUUGAGGAAUGUUAAAAUUUCCCUAAUUUAUGACAAAGUAGCAUAUGUCCUCACAACGCCGGAACCCGUUCUCGGCCCAGAACCCACUGUAGCAGAUAAUGAAAUCUGCAUAAAGUGGGAUAGAGAUUAUUCACUUGCUCAAUGUCUCACAAUUGCCUCUAUGGAUUUGGUCCAUCAGAGGCAACAUGAGAAUAUGGAUGUUAGAUCCAUAUUCCGUAAUACAGAAGAGCUGUAUGGCGAGCAACCGUGA